CUACUCAGCCGCCCUCUGAUUGGUCCGCUCGGUGUCGCCACCAGGAUCGCCAGGACGAGUCGUGAUGAUUUCAUAAGUCAUCAUGGCGCUCACGUCGGCGGCCGAAGAGCACCCUUAUCACCAUUUAAUCGACCAACUCUCAGACGACGGAAACCUCAAGUUCUUUAACCCUCACAAAUUAAACGAUCCGAGAUAUGUCAAGCUGCCUCUGUCCAUCCGCGUCUUGCUGGAGGCGGUGAUCCGAAACUGCGAUGACUUUUACGUCACGCGGGAAGACGUGCAGAACAUUUUGGACUGGGAAAAACAGCAGGCUUCGGCCGAGGUGCCCUUCUCGCCAGCGCGGGUCCUCCUGCAGGACUUCACUGGGAUCCCUGCCAUGGUGGACCUGGCAGCCAUGAGGGACGCCGUGGUCAAACAUGGAGUGGACCCCAGCCUGGUGAACCCCAAAUGCCCCACAGACCUCAUUGUAGACCACUGCCUGCAAAUUGACUACAGCAAAUGCGCCAUACAGAACGCCCCAAACCCGGGCGGAGGGGACGGCGGUGCCCGGCCGGCCCCCUCCAAGCCUCUUCCGCGAGGGGGCUCCCACUGCGCGGGCCAGCGGGGUUCCUGCAGGAAAGUGGCCUGCAACGACCCCUCUUCGCCAUCGGCGGGGCGACCUCACGCCUCGGUGCAGCAGAUCGAGAACACGCCGCUCCUCUGCCCCUUCCACCUCAAACCGGUCUCUGAAGCCGAUACGUCAGUGAAGAAUCAGGAAAUGGAGUUAAGCAGAAACAAAGAAAGACUUCAGUUCUUUAAGUGGUGCUCAAAAGCCUUCAAGGACGUGAACGUGAUUCCUCCGGACGUCGGGACCGUCCACCAAGUUAAUCUGGAGUACCUGUCCCGAGUGAUCCAGGUUCGCGAUGGGUUGGUGUACCCGGACAGCGUGGUGGGCACCGACUCGCACACUACGAUGAUCAACGGCCUGGGCAUCCUGGGCUGGGGUGUCGGUGGGAUCGAGUCCGAAGCGGUGAUGUUGGGCCAGCCGGUGUCGCUGACCCUUCCUCAGGUGGUGGGCUGCAAACUGGUGGGCUCCAUCAACCCUCUGAGCACUUCGAUAGACGUCGUCCUCGGCAUCACCAAACACUUGCGCCAAGCCGGCAUCGCCGGUAGGUUUGUGGAGUUUUUCGGACCCGGCGUGUCGCAUCUCUCUGCUCCCGACCGGACCACAAUCGCCAACAUGUGCCCCGAGUACAACGCCACCGUCAGCUUCUUCCCCGUCGACCAGGUCACCAUUAAGCACUUUAAAAAGACACACUUUUCCCAGGAAAAGCUCAAGUUACUAGAGUCUUACCUGAAGGCUGUAAAGCUCUUCAGAAGCUACGAGGACCCUACGGAAGACCCCCAGUAUUCCGAGGUGAUCGAAAUCAACCUGAGCUCCAUGGUGCCGCACGUCAGCGGGCCCAAGAGGCCGCAGGACCGCGUGGCCGUCUGCGGCAUGAAGGGCUUUCAGAGUUGCCUCGACGAGAAGUUGGGCCCCAGAGGCUUCAAUAUCUCCAAGGACAAGCAGGACGUCCGGGUUCCCUUCCUACACGCCGGUCAGGAGUACCAGCUAGGCCACGGCUCGGUGGUCAUCGCCGCGGUGAUCAGCUGCACCAACAACUGCAACCCCUCCGUCAUGCUGACGGCAGGCUUGCUGGCCAAGAAAGCCGUGGAGGCCGGGCUCGCGGUCAAGCCGUACAUCCGCACCAGCCUGGCGCCGGGAAGCGGCAUGGUCACGCACUACCUCAACACCAGCGGGGUCCUGCCGUACUUCAGCCAGUUGGGAUUUGAGGUGAUUGGCUACGGCUGCGCCACCUGUGUCGGAAACACGGCCCCCUUGCCUGAAAGUGUUGUGGACGCAAUCAAACAGGGCGACUUGGUGGCGUGCGGCGUCCUUUCCGGCAACAGGCACUUCGAGGGCCGCCUGUGCGACUGCGUACGGGCCAACUACCUGGCCUCGCCGCCCUUCGUGGUGGCGUACGCGAUCGCGGGCACCGUGGGCAUCGACUUUGACAAAGAGCCUUUGGGCGUGACCUCAGCCGGGAAGGAGUUGUACCUUCGCGACGUUUGGCCGUCCAGGGAGGAGGUGCAACGGACGGAGGAGGACGCCGUCAUCUCUUCCGUCUUUAAGGACCUCAAGGCGAGGAUGGAGAAAGGGAGCACGUUCUGGAACAACAUGGAGUGCCCCGAGUCCGUCACCUUUCCCUGGGACCCCAAGUCCACGUACAUCCGCUCGCCGUCCUUCUUCAGCAAAUUAAGCAAAGAAGUGACGCCCCCUCAGUCCAUCGAGAACGCCCACGCCUUGCUGUUCCUCGGCGACAAAGUGACCACCGACCACAUCUCGCCCGCGGGCAGCAUCGCCCGCGUCAGCGCCGCCGCCAAGUACCUGCUCAGCAAAAGGCUGACCCCUCGCGAGUUCAACUCUUACGGCUCUCGGCGGGGCAACGACGCCGUGAUGACCCGGGGGACGUUCGCCAGCAUCAAGCUCCAGAACCGACUGGUGGGCAAAGCGGGCCCCAAGACGCUCCACGUCCCCACGGGCCAAACGCUGGACGUGUUCGAGGCGGCCGAGCGCUAUCAGAGGGACGGAGUUCCGCUCGUCAUCCUGGCCGGGAAGGACUACGGCUCGGGUAGCUCCCGGGAUUGGGUGGCCAAAGGACCUUACCUACUGGGCGUCCGCGCCGUCAUCGCCGAGAGCUUCGAGCGCCUCCACAGGAAGCAGCUGGUGGGCGCGGGCAUCCUGCCCCUGCAGUUCGCGGCCGAGCAAAACGCCGACACGCUGGAGCUCAGCGGCACCGAGAGGUUCAGCGUCGGCCUGCCCCGACGCCUGGCGCCCGGCCAGCGGCUCACCGUCAAGACGAGCGACGGCAAAAGUUUCGCGGCGACGGCGCAGUUGGACGACGACCAGGACGUCCUGCUCCUCCAGCACGGCGGCCUUCUGAGAUACGUGGCACGGACCAUGCUGUGAAAUACCAACGCCGGACUACUUUGUUCGCUCCGUUUUGUCUUCGGACUGCAUUUUGCUUCUUCUUAGCCCGACUGAAUGAAAAGUCCUCACAAGACACUCUUUUUUUUUUUUGGACUCAAGUUGGCUGGACUUAGUUGGACUUUUGACAGUUAAGUCACCGAAAUACUGAGCUACGUCAUCACGGAUAACUUUUUUUAUUUUUUUCCAAGUUUUGUCCAUCUUCGUCGACUAAAAAUUGUUCCUUCGACCCAACUCGCUGAGUUUUAUCCCGCCUCCCCACUGCAACACGCUUUUGUGUUUUUACGUGCGAUUUUUAUUUUGUGGAAUGAUUGGAUAAUAAAGUCAUGUCUCCAGUGA
Messenger RNA from Syngnathoides biaculeatus (alligator pipefish), 3346 nucleotides. RefSeq names its product iron-responsive element binding protein 2 (gene ireb2). NCBI's taxonomy places the organism in Eukaryota, Metazoa, Chordata, Actinopteri, Syngnathiformes, Syngnathidae. The record is from RefSeq and is a predicted model, not a curated record. Gene Ontology annotation, cellular component: cytosol; mitochondrion. Gene Ontology annotation, biological process: citrate metabolic process; tricarboxylic acid cycle. Gene Ontology annotation, molecular function: 4 iron, 4 sulfur cluster binding; iron-responsive element binding; aconitate hydratase activity.